CCAGGAGACUGUCGACAUACCCGAGGUUUGUUUCUGCACUUCCGCUCUCUUACCGUAUAGCUAAACGAUAUCUAGACCUCACGGAGGAGCAAGGACACAACAACGAGGAGAUAUCUGUUCUUGACCCGAACCGAGCCCGGCCAUGGACGAACAGGCAGGGCCCGGUGUUUUCUUCAACAACAACAAUAACUCUAUUUUAGCCGGUGUGGGGAAGGUACUGCUACCGGAGGGGGAUGCAGGGGAAGCGGACAGGUCUCCGUACAGCAUCCCGGGGAUCCUACACUUCCUGCAACACGAAUGGGCUCGUUUCGAGGUGGACCGGGCUCAAUGGGAGGUGGAUCGGGCCGAAUUGCAGGCUCAGACGGCGUUCCUCCAGGGAGAGAGGAAAGGACAGGAGAACCUGAAGAAGGACCUGGUUAGGAGGAUCAAGAUGCUGGAAUACGUUCUCAAACAGGAGAGGGCCAAGUACCACAAGUUAAAAUAUGGAACAGAGUUGAACCAAGGAGACAUGAAACCUCCCAGCUAUGACUCUGAUGAGGUGAAUGAGAAUGAGGCUCCUGGCUCUCUGAACAACCAGCUGUCCUGGAAACAAGGUCGUCAGCUCCUCAGACAGUAUCUUCAGGAGGUGGGUUACACCGACACCAUCCUGGAUGUGAAGGCUCAGAGGGUGCAAACCCUGCUGGCUAUGGCUGGUGCCGGAGGGGGUCGACCCGGGGAGAGGACCGGGCCAGAGACCCCUCUGGUCAACGGGACAGACACCGUACCUAAAGGCACCGACACUGGAGGAGGGAAGACUGAGGUGUCUGAGUCCAGUGUUGUGCCGGACACCUUCAGGUUCUACUGUGAUGAAGACGAUGAUGAAGAUGGUGCAGGGUUGGAUCGGACUGUCAUGGAACAGACAGGACCUACGGGGACCAUGGUGAGGAAGAAGCCACCAUCGUCAUCAUCACCGACCCUCAAUAUGGACACUAGUGAGGACCCGGACGCAGAGGACGCACUGAAAGGCUUCGACUUCCUGUCCAGCCCUGACAACAUGGACACAUCGCCUGAGUCCCGCAGCGCUGGGGACGGGACGGACUGGGAGAAGGAGGAGCAGUCUGCUAUGUCAGAGGCGUGGGACGUGGACCAGGGUUUGAUAACCAAACUCAAGGAGGAGUACAGGAAGGAGCGCAAGGGGAAGAAGGGGGGAAAGAGUAAGUUAUCUAUCCUCUUCCCUGAACUUCUCCUCUCUGUCCUCCUCGUCUCCUCCCUGUCCUCGUCUCAUCCUCCGUCAUCUCUUCCCUGA
This is a messenger RNA of Oncorhynchus gorbuscha (pink salmon), 1285 nucleotides long. RefSeq names its product striatin-like. The transcript has 8 exons. NCBI's taxonomy places the organism in Eukaryota, Metazoa, Chordata, Actinopteri, Salmoniformes, Salmonidae. Gene Ontology annotation, molecular function: armadillo repeat domain binding; calmodulin binding; protein-containing complex binding. The record is from RefSeq and is a predicted model, not a curated record. Bases 143 to 1285 code for a protein of 380 amino acids. Gene Ontology annotation, cellular component: dendrite.